Acipenser ruthenus (sterlet) is the source of this 901-nucleotide messenger RNA. RefSeq lists its product as uncharacterized. Gene Ontology annotation, cellular component: external side of plasma membrane. Gene Ontology annotation, biological process: immune response; negative regulation of T cell proliferation; cellular response to lipopolysaccharide. Bases 121 to 888 code for a protein of 255 amino acids. NCBI's taxonomy places the organism in Eukaryota, Metazoa, Chordata, Actinopteri, Acipenseriformes, Acipenseridae. The record is from RefSeq and is a predicted model, not a curated record. The transcript has 3 exons.
CCACAUCUACUAAAGAGAGUGCUACACUGCUGGCUUUAAAACAACUUACUAGAGGACAAGUUGAUCAUAGGAAUUUAAGAAGAUAACUGCACUCGGACCACUCUACCAAGGACGCACUAGAUGCAGACGGAGCGUGCAAAGAGGAUGGACUCUGCAGGAGAAGAAGCGUCCCUGAAUUCACCUGAGCUGCCCUGGAACCAGCUCUAUUUGAAGAGAAGGACCGAGUCCAGGAUCCAGUUAAGGAGGAGAGUGUGCUUCACUGGCCCUGCUGCUGCUGCUGUUACCGGGGUAUUGACAAUCCUCAUACUGGCUGCUGGCAGGGUCAGCGGCGAGAGCGAGUUUGUGAAAGUCUCGAGCUCAGUGAAGUGUACUGCGGGGCAGGACUGUAUCCUGAGCUGCACCUUCAACUACACAGCUGGAGGCUGGGAUGAGAAGUCAGGUGUGAUCUGGAGACAAGCAGAAAUAUACCACAUCGUUCACAGGAUCCGCAACAACACAGACCAGCUUGCCGAUCAGUCCCCUCUGUAUGUGAGCAGGACUAGCCUGUUUGAUUCUGAGCUGCAGCACGGGAACGCUUCACUGCUGCUGAGGAGAGUCAGGGAGGAAGAUGCUGGAGAAUACAAGUGCUCUGUUUACACUCCCAGACUGUCCGGGUCGGGCCUGACUGAGGUAGUCGUGGUUUCGGCUCCACCCACAACAGCACCAGCUCAUGUGACAGUCCCGAGCUCUGACCGACACGCCUGGUGGGGUUUAGGAGCAGUUCUUCUUUGUCUGAUUGCAGGGCUCGGUGUCGGUCUGCGGCUCUAUAAAAAACACGGAGGUUGCUGCUGGAUGUCCAAGAAGGCUUCUAGUCCAGCACAGGCAGUGCCGUUAUCAGACGUGAUCUAGGAGCCCAGUGAAG